AGCCGGCAUGGCGAGUGAGAAAUUUUGAAGAGUCCUUGCCUCUCUGUACGAAGGGGUCUAAGCGGCGGCCCCCGCAGGCCAGGCUUCCAUUGCCCUUUGGCUUCUCUGCUUUGGAAACAUGAAGGCCCGUGUGAGCCUCAGGCGGCUUCUCGCCUCAAACAGGCGUUGCCACAAAUCCCGCCCCCUCCGCUUUCAUUGCCUUGAUUAUUCCACUUCCUGCUCCGGGUCACGAGCUUCCGGGGAGCGGGAAGACUCAAGAAGCGGCAACCAGCCUGCCGCUCGCCUCCGAGAUGGACAAGUCGGCUCCUUUGACAGAGAAUGAUUUUCAAAAUAUGGCUACUCCACAAGAAGUAACUCGGCCAGUUCGGAAGCAGAGUUCUAAAAAAAAAGUUUCUAUCCUUGCUUCUCUGGAUGAGAGUUCAAGUGGCAUGACAACAAGAGGAAUGACAGUCCCCAGGACUCCAGGACUGGGGCGGCUUUCACGCUCCUUUACUCCACAGAGUCGGAGUUCCAUGAAUCAACUGAAUAUGUCUACCAUCAUGGGCACAGGAGGAAAAUCUCCUUAUCUUGUGCAUACUCCUGGGCACCUUGGAAAUGUGUCUAUGUUAGAUGACAAUGACUGGACAACUUCACUCUCCCCUCAACAUUCAAUCAUGUUCACAAAUUUAGAGUACAGUGGUACAGAAGAUAUCACUAAGAGUGCUGUCCUGUUGAAGGAGGAUGAUCCUGGGGAAGCAGCUACGAGGAGUAUGUACUCUGAUUUUCUACAUUCCCUUUUAAAACACACUUCCACUACCAUUUUUGAACUUGUAGAUGAGUAUGAAGAUACUUGCAAUAACCAGGUAAACAUUCUUCAAAAAAUAGUGUACCGAGCUACUCCUGGGCAGCAGAAAUUUUCAAAAACUGCCAGUGUGUUGUGGCUUCUCAAGCAAGAGAUGGUAACUUGGAGACUAUUAUCCUCAAUUUACAGGGAUAGGAUACAGUCUGCUCUAGAAGAAGAAACCAUGUUUGACCUUGCAGCUAUAAAUGCUAGUGAAAAGACUGUUAUAAACAGUCUGUUCCAGAGAGAUUCAUUGGUUCGACAAAGCCAGUUGGUGGUAGACUGGCUAGAGAGCAUUGCCAAGGAUGAAGUUGGAGACUUCUCUGAUAAUAUUGAAUUUUAUGCAAAGUCUGUAUAUUGGGAGAAUACUCUGCACAUCUUGAAGCAGCGACAAUUAAACACUUUCUCUGGGAGCUCAAGGCCACUAGUGACUGAAUUAGACCCAGAUGCUCCGAUAAGGCAGAAAAUGCCACUUGAUGAUUUGGAUCGGGAAGAUGAUGCACGGUUACUUAAGUUCCUUUUCACUCUCAUUAGAGCUGGAAUGACGGAUGAGGCCCAACGAUUGUGCAAAAGAUGUGGACAGGCUUGGAGAGCUGCAACGCUUGAAGGGUGGAAGCUGUACCAUGAUCCUAAUGUGAACGGAGGAACAGAGCUGGAACCUGUAGAAGGGAAUCCAUACAGAUGUAUUUGGAAACUAAGCUGCUGGAGACUGGCAGAAAAGGAGCAGUUUGACAAAUACGAGAGAGCAAUCUAUGCAGCACUCAGUGGAAACCUCAAACAGCUUCUUCCAGUUUGUGACACCUGGGAAGAUACAGUUUGGGCACAUUUCAGGAUCAUGGUGGACACACUUGUCGAACAGGAAAUCCGUUCAUCGGUGAUGACCACAGAGGAGACAGAAGACCUCCCCAGAGAGUAUUUAGAAACAAACUGGACUUUAGAAAAGGUGUUUGAAGAACUUCAAGCAACAGAUAAAAAGAGAGUUUUGGAAGAGCAUCAAGAACAUUAUCAUGUGAUUCAGAAGUUCAUUAUCCUGGGAGAUGUGGAUGGUUUGAUGGAAGAAUUUAACAAAUGGCUCUCCAAAGACAGAAAUGUGCUCCCAGGACACCUACUUCGGUUCAUGACACAUCUCAUUUUAUUUUUCCGCACUUUGGGACUACAGACUAAAGAGGAAGUAUCGGUGGACGUUUUGAAAACAUACAUUCAGUGGUUAAUAUGUGAGAAGCACACAGAUCUUAUAGCAUUUUAUGUCAGCCACUUGCCUCAGGAUGUAGCUAUUGCUCAGUAUGCUGCGUUCUUGGAAGAUGUCACGGAGACAGAACAACGUCACCAUUGCCUAGAGUUAGCAAAGGAGGCAGGUCUGGAAGUAGCAACUAUCACUAAAACGGUUGUUGAAAAUAUUCGCAAGAAAGAUGCUAGCGAGUUCACUCAUCAUGAUCUUGCAAUAGAUACAGGCACAACAGAGGAAGAUCAGCUGAAGAUUGAUGUAAUUGACUGGCUGGUAUUCAAUCCUGCUCAGAGGGCUGAAGCACUAAAACAAAGCAAUGCUAUAAUGAGGAAAUUCUUAGCAUCAAAGAAACAUGAAGCAGCCAAGGAUGUGUUUAUAAAGAUUCCACAAGACUCUAUAGCAGAAAUAUACAAUCAAUGGGAAGAGCAAGGAAUGGAUAGUCCACUUCCAGCUGAAGAUGACAACGCUAUUAGAGAGCAUUUAUGUAUUAGAGCUUACCUGGAAGCCCAUGAAGCCUUCAAUGAAUGGUUUAAACACAUGAACUCGGUGCCACAGAAGCCUGGUCAGCUUUUACAAGCAAGUUUCACUGAAGAAGUUGCCUAUGAACUUAAAGAGAAGAAAUAUGAGAUGGACUAUGGUAUUUGGAAAGGUCUCCUGGAUGCCCUUACAGCUGAUGUGAAAGAAAAAAUGUACAAUGUCUUGCUGUUUGUUGAUGGAGGAUGGAUGGUUGAUGUCAGAGAGGGUGCUGAAGAUGACCCUGAGCGUACCCAUCAGAUGAUCAUGCUGCGAAAACUCUGUUUGCCAAUGAUGUGCUUCCUCCUUCAUACUGUAUUGCAUAGCACAAGACAGUAUCAGGAAGACCUAAGGCUUGCUGACUUGAUUUCAUCAGAUCGACAUAAACUCUACAUGGUAUUUUCUAAGGAUGAACUCCAGAAGCUGCUGCAGAAGCUAAGGGAGUCUUCCCUCAUGCUUUUGGAUCAAGGUCUUGAUCCUCUUGGAUAUGAAAUCCAGUCUUAGUUCCACCAUUCUAGGUUAUAAAAAUGUUGAAUGGUGGCACAAGUAAAUGUAAGGUUGGGCCCAAAGGUUCUCAUACUCCAGGUGAAAGGGGAAGGAAACCUUUGAUUCAACGCACAAAGUUUGGCAUAGAAUUUUUGUUUUAAAGAUGUUGCAGUGCAUUGACACUAGCAAAAUGACUUUCUAUGUAUGUAAAAUGACAAACCGUUUUGACAUUUGUAUUUUUUUCCAAUAAAAUUUGAAAUGACUGGUUUACUAGGAAA
This is a messenger RNA of Podarcis raffonei (Aeolian wall lizard), 3322 nucleotides long. RefSeq names its product nucleoporin 107 (gene NUP107). Bases 291 to 3062 code for a protein of 923 amino acids. The transcript is spliced from 28 exons. The record is from RefSeq and is a predicted model, not a curated record. Lineage: Eukaryota; Metazoa; Chordata; Lepidosauria; Squamata; Lacertidae. Gene Ontology annotation, molecular function: structural constituent of nuclear pore. Gene Ontology annotation, cellular component: nuclear pore outer ring; nuclear pore. Gene Ontology annotation, biological process: protein import into nucleus; regulation of DNA-templated transcription; mRNA export from nucleus.